This is a messenger RNA of Rotaria sp. Silwood1, 432 nucleotides long. Lineage: Eukaryota; Metazoa; Rotifera; Eurotatoria; Philodinida; Philodinidae. The record is from the annotation of a GenBank genome assembly.
AUGGAAAAUAUGACAAAAGAAAUUUCUGAGCUUCUUCAACAAAUUCGACAUGUCGAAAAUGAACAUAAUCAAUUAGUUGACGAAUAUUUUAAAAUGAAAGAUAAUAUGAAGCAAGCUUUAACAGAUUUAAACAAUGAUCCAUCAUCAAAUAAUUUAAAUAUGUAUAAUUAUUAUGUAACUACAUGUGAAACAAUAAUGAAAAAUAUUCGUUUAAAACGAUUAUCAUUAACAAAUUUAAUAUGUACUUUACACGAACAUGGAAUUUAUUUAGAUGAUGAAAAUGAAAGUGAUAAUGAUAUAAAUAGUAGUACAGAUGAAGGUAUUGAUGAACAUUCAUUAAGUUUCAUUGAUCAUAGUUCGAAAUUAUCGAGUCUUAAUAACAGUGAAGAUAAUAAUAAUAAUGAUGGAAUAUUUGAUGAUAAUCUUCUUUGA